Messenger RNA from Mangifera indica (mango), 1358 nucleotides. RefSeq lists its product as uncharacterized. The coding region runs from base 106 to 1158 and encodes 350 amino acids. NCBI's taxonomy places the organism in Eukaryota, Viridiplantae, Streptophyta, Magnoliopsida, Sapindales, Anacardiaceae. The transcript is spliced from 4 exons. Gene Ontology annotation, biological process: transcription elongation-coupled chromatin remodeling; DNA-templated transcription elongation. The record is from RefSeq and is a predicted model, not a curated record.
AAAACUAGUCCAAUGGCAUUACAGUAAUUAUCCACAACCGGCAAAAGCCUAACGUCUGCUCACCAUUGGCACCAAAUCGAAACUCAAAAAAAUCUCACAAACAAGAUGAAGCAAGGGCUUGUCCAAUGGGGUCCUUGUCCCUACGCUCACUCUUUCUCUCGGCGGCCUCUUCCACAAGUUUUCUUUCCAAGCCUCACAGCCAAACACGCGCCUUCACGAUCAAUCUCCGCCACUCUAGACUCUAUAACCAGUCAACAACAAGAAGAGCUAUCGGGGAGAGAGAGGAGGCAGCUGAGAAACGAAAGAAGAGAGAGAAAAUCCGGUUACAGUUGGAGAGAAGAAGUUGAAGAAAGGCUUAUAAAGAAGCCGAAGAAACGGUAUACUUCUUGGACCGAAGAGCUCAAUCUCGAUAAUUUGGCUACGUUGGGUCCGCAAUGGUGGGUGGUUCGGGUUUCUCGGGUCAGGUAUCAGGAGAUUGCUGAACGACUUGCUCGAUCACUUGCUAGGAACUUCUCUGACAUUGAAUUUAAGAUGUAUGCUCCAGUUGUUCAGGAGAAGAGGAAACUAAAAAAUGGUUCCAUCUCAGUUAAGCCUAAGGCGAUUUUUCCGGGUUGUGUUUUUUUGAGGUGUGUGUUGAACAGAGAGAUACAUGACUUUAUCAGAGAGUGUGAGGGAGUUGGCGGUUUUGUUGGUUCUAAGGUCGGAAAUAUAAGAAGACAGAUAAACAAACCAAGGCCAAUAUCUAUUGAUGAUAUAGAAGCAAUCUUCACAGAGGCAAAACAAGCACAAGAGAAAGCUGAUCAAGGUUUUGAGGAAGAGCAACAAGGAGUAGAAAACCUCAAAUCUGAGAAGCUCAAUGGAGAAUCUAAUUUAAAUUUCUAUGAUGCAGCAGAAUCUGCCUCAGAUUCCAAGCCAAAAAGGCUAUCCAGAAAAGCUACUGACACACUUGCUACUGGUUCAUCUUCAGCAAAGGGUGAUAAAGGCCUUGCUCCAGGUUCAACUGUUCGAGUUGUAUCUGGGACAUUUGCUGACUUUGUUGGUAGCCUUAAGAAACUAAAUCGUAAAACUAAAAAGGCAACUGUUGGCUUUACCUUGUUUGGAAAAGAGACCUUAGUAGACCUAGAUCUCAAUGAAAUAGUUGCAGAGAAAACAGUGUAGAAAAGUUAUUCAUCGUCACAGAUGGUUCACAUUUAUCAAUUUUGUAUGGUUUACCCAAUUUCUUUUAUGGAUCUUCUCAUUCUUUUUGAGAACCUUCUUGCAUCAUAGAACUCAAUUAGGUAUUCUUUGUUCAUUUUAUCAAGUUGCUUGUUUAUUUCUAUGCUUUUAAGUUCCUGAAUACACCAGCACUAUUAUUUGCA